UAACGUUGUGCGUGAAUGCACAAAGAUGGCGGCCAAGCUUUACUAUGGAACAAAGAAGUCAAGCGAACACGGUUGGAUUGGACGACACAUACGAAGUACAGUGUAUUAUGCAGCGAACAUUUCGAAAGAUCAUGUUUCGAAGAGGGUCCCUUGCGAAUGGCAGAAAUGGGAAUCAGCACUCGUCGACUCGUGCUGAAGAAAGGUGCGAAGCCAACUAUUUUCGAUAGACCACGGACAAGUCCGGAGCACCCGACCCCCUCCACAAGCGGACAGACUGGGCACAUGAGGUCUGCAUUUGCCAAAAGGGAAAGGAAGAGGACAAUAGAUCAGAUCAUGGACAGUACGACUACGGCAUCAGUGGCGGAUGCGGUGGAUGAACCAAUGGCAAUGGCACUAGAUUUGCCUGAUGAGGAGGGCGAUCAAGAUCAGGGAAAUACAAGAGAACAAGGAUGCCAGACGGACUGGGUACCGAUUGGGACAGCACCAACAGCAAUGACCAGUAGCAAGAGCACCCAAACAGGGAAAAUACAUCAUAGAUCAAAGGGACACCAGGUGACCCCAGAGAUCCUCGAGAGGGUUAGAGCUCGGCCGGCCAGGGUUAGUGAAGUCCCAUUGUCAAGUGUAGCAGCUCCAUCUGACAGCCCCGAGAUGCAGACUAACAUAGCAGCUCCAGGUGUGUCUGGAAUGCAAGCCAAGCUACGACCACCUCCUGCAUUGUUUGAUGAAGGACCAGCAUCAAGUCCCACUGCGCCUUUUGUUGGUGGUUCUUCCGAUGACAGCUAUGUGCCGAGUGAGUCAACGACAUCGGAUCCGUGUCAAUCUGACGGGUCGCCAGAUCGCCCAUGUACUCACCAGAUGCAUGAAGAGGGCUGCCACAAGGAACCGAAGUACAUCAUCUUUGAGUCGUGCCUCCAGAGUCUCGUCAAGUGGUGUCACUGUCCAGUCUGUGGCAGCCAGGACAUAAGCCCUUCUUGGGAUUCGAACGGUACACAGCUGACCAUGACUCUUCAAUGUGCAUCAUGUGACCAGAGGAGUAGUUGGAGCAGCCAGCCAAACAUUGGCCCUUAUGCCGCGGGCAACAUCCUGCUGUCUGCUGGCAUCCUCUUCGCUGGGGCAUCUUCUGGCAAGGUGUUGCAAGUGCUGAACAGCAUCGGAGUGGUCACGUAUGUGAAGAGGACAUUUUUCAACCACCAGGAGCUCAUCCUGCAGCCAGCCAUCAAAAAGGUGUGGGAGGAACAGCAACGGACGCACCUCACCAUGCUGCAGGUGGAAGGCCGACCCCUCGUCCUUGGUGGUGAUGGGCGAGCAGACAGUCCGGGACACAGCGCCAAGUUCGGUACCUACACCACAAUGGAGCUUGUGGCCAAUGUGGUUCUCGACCUUCAGGUUGUACAGAGCAACGAAUGUCUUGGCAGCUACCAUAUGGAGAUGGAAGGACUGAAGAGGAUGGUGGAACUGCUGAUCAGCUGGGACCUGGAUGUCGGGGUGCUGGUGACAGACCGACACAGACAGAUCGCUAAAUGGAUUCGUGAAAACAUGCCCAAUACACGGCACUGCUAUGACAUCUGGCAUGUUGCAAAAUCCAUCGGAAAGAAACUGAAGGCCAUCGCCAAGCAUAAGGACUGUGAAGACCUGAAGCCCUGGGUGCAAAGUAUAAUCAACCACCUCUACUGGGCAGCAGUGUCUACACCGCCUGGAGAGGGGGAACUUCUGGUUGCCAAGUGGAAGUCUGUGGAGCGACACAUUCAGAACAUCCACAAGGACCAUGGCGACCUCUUCCCAAUUUGUACUCAUGGACAACUGCAACGGCAAAAGAAAUGGCUCAAACAAAGUUCACGCUCAGCAGUGAAACUGGAGGAGGUGGUCAACAACAAGUCCCUGCUAAAAGAUAUCGCCAUGCUGUCGGGUGAACACCAGACUUCCAAGGUGGAGGCGUUCCAUAGCCUUAUCAUACAGUUCGCACCGAAAAUGUAUGUCUUCUCAUACAUCGGAAUGCUGUGCAGGAACCUGCUUGCUGGGCUGCACUGGAACGAAAAUUCGAGCCGCCCUAUAGCCACUACACAAGCGGGUGCUGAGCGCUAUGCAGUACGCUACCCGAAGUAUAAAGCAGGGGGCCAUGUGGUCAAGAAAAUCGCGACAGAGCCAACAUACCGCUACGUAGAUGACUUGAUCAGGGAGGUUGUUGCUGGCUGCAGACAGACCCCGGACCAGAGAACACCACUCAGCGUCACUGUGGAUGUGCCUCCCUUCCUCUGCGAUGAACUGGAGAAGCCAGACAAGGAGGAAGCCAUCGCCAAGCACAGGAGUCGCUUCGGUAAGUGUGAAAUGCCCUCCCGGUAACAGUUAGAGAUGCUACCUCAGUAGAAGCAUUUAAGUCCCAUCUUAAAACUCAUUUGUAUACUCUAGCCUUUAAAUAGACCCCCUUUUUAGACCAGUUGAUCUGCCGUUUCUUUUCUUUUCUCCUCUGCCCCCCCCCCCCACGUGGAGGGGUUAUUCCGGUGACCAUGGAUAAAGUGCUGGCUGUCCAGAGUUGGGACCCGGGGUAUACCGCUCGCCUGUGCAUCGGUUGGGGACAUCUGCGCUGCUGACCCGUCUCCGCUCGGGGUGGCCUCCUGCUGGCUCCACUGGACCCUCACUAAUAUGUUAGACCCACUCGACAUCCAUUGCUUUCGGUCUCCCCUAGAGGGGGGGGGUUACCCACAUAUGCGGUCCUCUCCAAGGUUUCUCAUAGUCAUUCACAUCGACGUCCUACUGGGGUGAGUUUUCCUUGCCCGUGUGUGGGCUCUGUACCGAGGAUGUCGUUGUGGCUUGUGCGGCCCUUUGAGACAUUUGUGAUUUAGUGCUAUAUAAAUAAACAUUGAUUGAUUGAC
This is a messenger RNA of Entelurus aequoreus (snake pipefish), 2870 nucleotides long. RefSeq lists its product as uncharacterized. The transcript has 11 exons. Lineage: Eukaryota; Metazoa; Chordata; Actinopteri; Syngnathiformes; Syngnathidae. The record is from RefSeq and is a predicted model, not a curated record. Bases 16 to 2340 code for a protein of 774 amino acids.